Vitis vinifera (wine grape) is the source of this 718-nucleotide messenger RNA. RefSeq lists its product as uncharacterized. The record is from RefSeq and is a predicted model, not a curated record. The coding region runs from base 1 to 537 and encodes 178 amino acids. The transcript has a single exon. NCBI's taxonomy places the organism in Eukaryota, Viridiplantae, Streptophyta, Magnoliopsida, Vitales, Vitaceae.
AUGGAUGACUCCCGUCGAGUGAAAAUUGGCACCUGCAUCCAAAUAACCGCCAUCGACGGCAUCGUGAACGUGAACUCCCUCUUCACGCUAGCAGUCUUCAUCGGCCUCGCCUGGGACCCCUACGACUCCAGCAACAGCCUCAUCACUGACCCUCGCUGCAACCCCACCUCCCGCAUGGCCCAAGACCUCGUCUCCUUCCACGUCUACUCCUUCAGUUCUUUCCUCUUCUCCAGCCUCAUCGCUUUGGGUAUCAAGCAAGCCAUUCGAAUCGCCAUGAGCCGCGAGAUGUACAAGACCGUUCUGCUCGCCCACGUUAAUGAGACUGCUCUCCGGAUCAGCAUGCUAGUUUCUGCCGUCGGCUCUCUUUGUGGGUGCGCCUGCCUGAUGAUGGCCCUGGUGAAUAUGGUCCAGAUCAAGCUUGGGACUUUGGCUUGUGGAAGCCCUCAGACCUUGGCUGCUGUGGUGCCUCUGGUGAUAUUUGUUCCCAUCGGUCUUCUCAUCUAUACUUGCAUUGUUGUGUAUGCUUUUAUUAGCUAGGGAAGUGGGCACUUGUGAAACGACAGCGUUUUUGUUGGUGCUGAAAGUAUCAAGACUAGUUGUUGUAAUUUGUAUUUAUGAAUGUGAGUUUGUUUGCAUCAGAGUUUAGUGGAAAUUUACUGGAGUUUUGAAUCCAUGAGUGAUAAUACUUGGAAAUCUUAAUGCCAUAAUGCCUUUCAAA